This is a messenger RNA of Misgurnus anguillicaudatus (oriental weatherfish), 3880 nucleotides long. RefSeq names its product adaptor related protein complex 1 subunit gamma 2 (gene ap1g2). NCBI's taxonomy places the organism in Eukaryota, Metazoa, Chordata, Actinopteri, Cypriniformes, Cobitidae. Gene Ontology annotation, biological process: vesicle-mediated transport; intracellular protein transport. The record is from RefSeq and is a predicted model, not a curated record. Gene Ontology annotation, cellular component: AP-1 adaptor complex; Golgi apparatus; membrane coat.
CACACUUCCACAACGGCUGCACGCACGGAACAGGGAAUGAAUGGCACACCCGGAUGUCGGAAGUUGUUCUGUAGCCUACUAUGCGUCUUAUAAACACAUUUGUAAAUACGGUCGCAGUUAUUUGUACAAUAUAGCAUCGUGUCACGGUGACAUCACAGGAAAACUCGGUUGAGAAAGUGCGGAUACAUUUCAGACCGAACAGCUGUCAGGCACCAAAGGUAAGACGAUGAUCAGAUGUGAGGAACAGCACAGAUACAGUCAUGAGUCCAUCAGUGCGUUUGCCGGAGUUGAUCCGGGUCAUCCGCAGUGCUCGGACGCAGGGUGAGGAACGGGGCAUCAUCCAGCGAGAGUGUGCGGAUAUCCGGGCGCAGUUUCGACAGCAUGACAAUGGAGAGCGAUCGCACAGCCUGGCAAAGCUACUGUAUGUGCACAUGCUGGGGUACCCUGCACAUUUCGGCCAGAUGGAGUGUGUACGUCUUAUCGCCAGUCCCAGAUACAGCGAGAAGCGGAUUGGUUACUUGGGAGCCAUGAUGCUGUUGGAUGAGAAACAGGAUGCAAGCCUUUUGAUGACCAACUCUAUCAAAAAUGAUCUCUCUCAUAGCAGUCAGUAUGUUCAGUCUCUGGCUCUGUGUACUUUGGGAUGCAUGGGCUCAGCUGGGAUGUGUCGAGAUCUGGCGCCAGAGAUCGAACGACUACUCAGGGCCUCUAAUUCAUAUAUCAAGAAAAAGGCCAUCCUGUGUGCUGUUCACAUCGUAAGAAAAGUCCCAGAGCUUGGAGAACUGUUCACACCGUCAGCAAAGUCUUUGUUGUCAGAGAAGAACCAUGGGGUUUUGCACGGUGCUGUAGUUUUAAUAACUGAAUUGUGUGAGAAGAACCACGAUACUCUUGGGCAGUUUCGCAAGGCUGUGCCAGAUCUGGUUCAGAUUAUGAGAAGUCUUGUGACAUCCAGCUAUUCUCCAGAACAUAACAUAGCUGGUAUCAGCGACCCCUUUUUACAGGUGCGCAUUCUUCGGUUGCUAAGGAUUCUGGGUCACAAUAAUGAUGCUGCUAGUGAAGCCAUGAAUGAUUUGCUGGCACAGGUGGCCACAAAUACAGACAGCAGUAAGACUGCGGGCAGUGCUGUGCUGUAUGAAACGGUUUUAACUAUCAUGGACAUCAACUCAGAGAGUGGGCUUAGGGUCCUCGCUGUAAACAUUCUGGGGAGGUUUCUGCUUAAUAAUGACAGGAAUAUUCGUUAUAUAUCGAUGACAUCACUCCAGAAGAUAGUGCAGACGGACCACAAUGCAGUGCAGCGGCACAGGGGCACUAUUGUGGACUGCCUGAAAGACCAAGACACCUCGGUGAAACGUCGAGCUUUAGAACUGUCACUCGCUCUGGUGUCGGCUGCGAACAUUCGCUUAAUGAUGAAGGAGCUCCUUAUUUUCCUUUCAACCUCUCCCGUCGAGCUUCGAUCUCAUGCUGCCUCUGGCAUCUUCAACGCUGCCGAAAGGUAUGCCCCUUCUAAGCGCUGGCACAUUGAUACCAUCCUUCAUGUGCUCACCACGGCAGGGGGCGACGUAAGAGAUGAGACUGUGCCCAACCUAAUUCAACUCAUCACAACUGCUUCUGAGCUACACUGUUACACUGUUCAAAAGCUCUAUAAAGCACUGGUUAAAGAUAUUUCACAACAAUCUUUGGUCCAGGUAGCGUGCUGGUGUAUAGGAGAAUAUGGAGACCUGCUGCUUAAAGGAGAAUGUGAGGAGAUUGAACCUGUGCAGGUUACAGAGGAUGAUGUCUUGGAUGCUUUGGAAACGGUUUUACAGUCUCACAUGUCGUCACCGGCAACCAGAGGCUUUGCGCUCACUGCUACCAUGAAGCUGAGCACUCGCAUCACAGAUAAUGUCGAUCGAAUCCGAAGUAUUGUCAGUAUAUACGGCAGCUGUAUUGACCUGGAACUUCAACAAAGGGCAGUGGAGUAUAAUGCGCUCUUUAAGAAAUAUGACCACAUGAGAGCUGCAGUGUUAGAGAGAAUGCCAGUGAUGGAUAAAAACUCACCUGGCCACACCAAUGGAGACAUAACAGGAGAACUUGUUAAAGAGCCUGAACUAUCCAAACCAGUUGAGGCAGGAUUACCCUCCCAAUCGACAAACCAGGUGUGUGACCUUUUGGAUCUCUUGGGUGGAACCGAUACGCCCAGCCCGGCCCUUACUAGCACUCCACCAUUAACUACCUCUAGUGCUGGAGAUCUUCUUGACCUUCUGGGAGGACUGGAGCUCACGCCAGUGGUUCCCAAUACGACGGUUUACGAGAAGAAUGGAAUAACCAUAAAGUUACAAUGUGACAGACAGACAGAAACAGAUGUCACGGUCACCUUCAUUGCUUCUAACUCCACUAUGAAUGACAUCACCAACUUCACUUUGCAAGCAGCAGUACCAAAGAGUGUUCAGCUGCAAAUGAAGGCUCCGAGUGGUAAUGUGAUUCCAGCCCACGGCCUCGGUCAAGUCACACAAACUGUUUUACUCCACAACCCUAACAAGGUGAGCCUAAAGAUGCGACUUCGAGUGUCUUACUCUCAUCAGGGCACAAUGUGUCAGGACAUGGUACAGAUUGACUCCUUUCCAAGCCCCUUGUGAAAGACCCGCAUAAGUCCAGUCCACCUUGAGGCGAAGCUUCAUGUCAUCUGUUUCAUUAAGACGGACACUACGCAAUCCGGCAGUCUGUCAGCCUCUGUCUUUUGGCAACAUGACACGAGUCAUUUAAAAGAUUAUUGCUGGUAGACGUGAACUGAAAUACUGUCUCAGCACAGAUUUUAUAUGACAGAUGUUUAUAAAGUGUUUAUGAACAUUCAAACUAAUUCACACAGUUUCAGACAAGCUCUUUGCAUCAUGCCACACAACAGGUGGUUUCCAUAAAGACUUUUUGUUUUUACAAACAUUACUUGUGUGGGACAAAACAAUGUUAUCAGGUAUGUUGAUGUUUUCAGUUAAGAUGGCUCAAAUAAGCAUUUUAUCUGGGAAACCACCCCUAAAAAAAUCAAUCUUCCCAAUCUGUUAACAAGUAUAUGAACUUGCGUUCAUGUUUUAUCUGAAUUAACCAGAUUAAUGCCUAUAAAGUAGUGAUGGGUUGAUUUGAAGCACUGCUUUAUGAAGCCUCAAAACAUUUACAAGUCUUUGUAAUGAAUCAGUGGUUCAAAGCGUGUUUCAAACUGGCCAAGUCACGUGAUUUUGGCAAAUGAGGCUUCAAAGGUCCUGUCCCAAAUGGCGCACUUCAUGUGGACUUUCAGUCUCGUGGACUUAAAAUGGCGCGUGCUUGCUUAGUCUACGAGUCCGUAGUGUGUCCCAUCUUUCAUUUUUAUGCUUUAAAGUGUGCUUAUCAGCGCCACCUUUGCCCCCUUGAUGCGGUCUUCAGCGAAGCCCACACUGCAGCAGGCUUCACGCACUUUACCAACCCUGAAGUCCUUGCAAAAGGGCAAUCAGACCAAUUGGACGACAGAAGGGAGGAGUUCACACUGAUUGGCAACUUUUCUACCUAUUCCGGUGUGUCGCUCGAGUCUGUCCCAAAAUACGACAGCAUGAUGUCAUCAGAGUGUGGACUCUGAGGAGGACCACAAGUCUGGAGUGUGCCAUUUGGGACAGGGCCAAAGAGGUUUCAAAACGAAAAUCCGACGCUUCACCAAUAGGGGGAGUCGAUUACAAAGUGCACCAAUUGACCACCAGUCACAGUCUAAUACUUUUUGAUUAUAGACAGAUUUAAUGACAAACAUAUGCAUCAUUAAAAGGGGGUUAAAGUGUUAAUGAACUGUUUGCCCUAAAUAAAACUAAAAACACAGAGUAGCCUUUACUUAAUUACUAAAAGUUAAAUAUUUUUUCAACAAAAACCUUGCAAUUAUUGUGUAAAAUGU